ACCAAAUGAUGACAAUUAUAAAAUAAAGUCAUCUCAGUGGAAGAUAAUGGAAAGACUUCCAACCCAUGAAUUUGGAUGUUCCAUUUUUCAAGAUGAUUGGAAGUAUAAUCACCAUUUUCAGACAGAACAGGGAAAUAAAGAAGAAUAUCUUAAACCUGUGACAGUCACCCAUGAAAAUAUGCAAAGUCUCAGUCAACAAACAUCCUAUAGUCUACAUCAGAUAUAUCAUACUAGGCAAAAACCCUAUGAAUGCAGAGAAUGUGGGAAAGUCUUCAAUUACCACUCACUGCUAAUUCACCAUGGGAGAAGACAUACUAAAGAAAAAUGCUAUGAAUGUAAGCAUUGUGGAAAGGCUUUUAACAGUUGCUCAAAACUUACUGGACAUCAGAGAAUUCAUAAUGGAGACAAACUCUAUGAAUGUAAUGAGUGUAGGAAAGCUUUCCACCACCCCUCAAAUCUCAUUCGACAUCAGAGAAUUCAUACUGGAGAAAGACCCUAUGAAUGUAAGGAAUGUGGAAAGGCUUUUAGUCGUGGCUCACACCUUACUCUACACCAGAGAAUUCAUACUGGAGAGAAACCCUAUGAAUGCAAAGAAUGUAGAAAAGCUUUCAGUUACCACUCAUCCCUCAUUCGACAUAAAAAAACACAUACUAAAGAAAAACACUAUGAAUGUAAAGAAUGUGGGAAGGCUUUUAGCAACACUUCAAUUCUUAAGGGACAUCAGAGAAUUCACACUGGAGAAAGACCCUAUGAAUGUAACAAUUGUAAUAAAGCCUUCCGUUACCACUCAAAUCUUAUCGGACAUCAGAAAAUUCAUUUAAGAGCAAAACUCUUUGAAUGUAAGGAAUGUGGACAGUCCUUUAGUCAUAACAGGGAACUCGCACACCAUCAACGAAUUCAUACUGGUGAAAAACUUUAUGAAUGUAAGGAAUGUGGCAAAUCUUUUGUUCAAGGAUCACAACUUAUUCAUCAUCAGAUAAUUCAUACUGGUGAGAAACCCUAUGAAUGUAAAGAAUGUGGGAAAGCCUUUAUCUGUGGUUCAUGUCUUAUUCGACAUGAGAAAAUUCAUAUUGGAGAAAGAAAAUCUCUAGUACUGUAAUGAAUGUAGUAUUUUGCUUCUAAGUAAACUCUUAUGGGACAUCAGAGAAUUACCAGAUGAGAACUCUGUGAAUAUAGCAAGUAUAGGAAGGCAUCAGAGAAUUCAUUCAGG
Neofelis nebulosa (Clouded leopard) is the source of this 1210-nucleotide messenger RNA. Its product is annotated as zinc finger protein 345-like. The record is from RefSeq and is a predicted model, not a curated record. Lineage: Eukaryota; Metazoa; Chordata; Mammalia; Carnivora; Felidae. Gene Ontology annotation, biological process: regulation of transcription by RNA polymerase II. Gene Ontology annotation, molecular function: DNA-binding transcription factor activity, RNA polymerase II-specific; RNA polymerase II cis-regulatory region sequence-specific DNA binding.